AUGGCUGAAGUUCUCGUCGAUGUUUACAGAGAUGUUCUGGAUUUUCACUACGAGGCAUUCAAGUACUUCCAACAACCAAUGCUGAAACAGAUCUACCACGCGACGUGGAAAACGUACAAAACCAAAUUCUCGGAUUUGAUUCACAACAUAGACCAGCACAAGCUAUUGAUUCUUAGCGAAACAACUCUUGCGCAAGCAAGAAGAUCACGAGAAUUAGAGACGGAACGAAAAGUCCAGCAACGCAGCGACAGGGAAUGUGAUAUGAGAGAGCGGAUCAUUGGAUGGCUACAGGGAGCAGACUUAGGUGCGAACGUCAAGAACGACCAUGCCAAGUUGCUCAAAAUUCGAUCUAGUGCACCAAGUUCGGGCAGAUGGCUCCUAUCCAAGCCGGAGUUUAACAGAUGGUUUGGGCCGUUUCCAAGUAUUCCGACUUUGCUCUGGAUCAACGGCAUCCCGGGCGCAGGAAAAACUGUCCUGGCCUCCAUGGUCGUCGAAGAAGCGCGGGCUUUAAGCCAUAAACCAACUGUUCUUUACUUUUAUUGUAAGGCUGACAACUCGGAAAAAGAUAAUUUUGUCGCCAUUGGGCGAAGGCUGCUUCUCCAGUUGUUGGAGCAGAAUCCAGAGCUUUUGUAUUAUUUCAACGACAAAUACUCAACACGCACCGAAGCCACUCUCAGCACGAUCUCGGAUCUAGAAGAAUUACUUGAGACCGGUAUCAAAAACACAUCGAGUGUGUAUAUAAUACUCGAUGGCAUUGACGAAUGUCGACCAGAAGAGACAAAGGCCAUCACUCGAUGGUUUCGGAAACUAGUCGAAGAUCAACCACAAUCGAAUCCGGAUCAGAUGCGCUGUAUGUUCGUUAGUCAAGACGAUAGAAUCACUAGAUCAGCCUUGGGUGACCUGUCGACCUUGAAAAUACGGACCAGCGAUACUCUGGACGAUAUUUCUCAGUUUUCAGCGCGCUGGGCGCUCGUAAUACAAGAGAGGUUUAGACUACAAGACGAGGAGCGGGAUUCAAUCGCACAAAGAGUGCCAAAUGUCUGUGGAGGAAUGUUUCUACUUGCGAAGUUGAUUUGCGAAAAUUUGUAUGAGCAAGCCUCCCUUGACGAUCUGUACGAGGAACUACAACCGAACACAUUUCCACAAGCGAUCGAUGAAGCAUACGGGCGCAUCAUGGUCAGGCUUUCUAGCCACGCACCCAGUAAAGGCAAAACAGAUUACUGCCUUCUGCUACUUGGCUGGAUUGUUUGUGCCAAGAGACCGUUGAAAUGGUGCGAGAUCCAGACUGCCAGAUCAAUCGACCUCGAGGCACAAGCUGUCAACCUAGAUCGGUAUUCUUUCCGGGAUGGCCCGAAGGAUAUCUGCGGCUCACUUGUGGAGGAAGACGAAACUGGAACCGUCGAAUUGGUCCAUCUGACAGCCAAGCAGUAA
This is a messenger RNA of Colletotrichum siamense, 1431 nucleotides long. Its product is annotated as Vegetative incompatibility protein HET-E-1. The transcript is spliced from 4 exons. Lineage: Eukaryota; Fungi; Ascomycota; Sordariomycetes; Glomerellales; Glomerellaceae. The coding region runs from base 1 to 1431 and encodes 476 amino acids. Gene Ontology annotation, molecular function: ATP hydrolysis activity. The record is from RefSeq and is a predicted model, not a curated record.